Messenger RNA from Suillus plorans, 801 nucleotides. RefSeq names its product NAD(P)-binding protein. NCBI's taxonomy places the organism in Eukaryota, Fungi, Basidiomycota, Agaricomycetes, Boletales, Suillaceae. Bases 1 to 801 code for a protein of 266 amino acids. Gene Ontology annotation, molecular function: oxidoreductase activity, acting on the CH-OH group of donors, NAD or NADP as acceptor. The record is from RefSeq and is a predicted model, not a curated record. The transcript has 9 exons.
AUGUCUAAAGGGGUCGCUCUAAUCACCGGUGCUGGUCAAGGCAUUGGCCGUUCCAUUUCUCUUAGGCUGGCCGCUGAUGGCUUCGACAUUGGACUCAGUGAUAUUCCUACCAACAAGUCGAACCUCGAGGAAGUCGCACGGGAGAUAACGAGGACUUAUGCAGGACGAAGGGCCUGCGUACUUCUUGCAGAUGUCACAGUCGAAGAUGACGUUCGUAAGAUGAUGGACGGCGUUGUGACAGAGCUUGGUGGUCUGGAUGUCAUGGUCGCAAAUGCCGGUAUCAUUGCAGUCGCAUCAUUGGUAGAAACUACAUUGGCAGACUGGGAAAAGAUCUUUGCUGUCAAUGUCACGGGCGUGUUUUUAAGCUACAAAUACGCCGCUCGAAAGAUGAUUGCCUUGAAUGAGACCCACAAACGAGGUCGACGCAUCAUCGGCGCCAGCUCCCUAGUAGGGAAAAGAGGUGAACAAUACCUUAGCGCGUAUUCUGCUUCCAAGUUUGCAGUCCGAGGGAUUACGCAGUCUGCUGCUAUCGAACUCGGAUGCCACGGUAUCACCGUGAAUGCCUAUGCUCCAGGACCAAUCAUGACGGCUAUGGUCGACGAACUAAAUGAGGCAAGCAUGAAGCUGAUGGGGUCAUCUGACCCUAGUGUCUAUAACGAAAAGUCUAAGAAGAAUACGUGUGUCGGGUAUUUGGGGGCUCCAGACGACAUUGCAGGACUGGUCUCUUACAUUGCCUCUGCAGAAUCUCAUUUCAUCACAGGGCAAAGUAUCACGAUCGAUGGUGGAAUGCGCUUUGAUUAA